Molecule: messenger RNA, 2771 nt
Organism: Seriola aureovittata
Lineage: Eukaryota; Metazoa; Chordata; Actinopteri; Carangiformes; Carangidae
Product: class E basic helix-loop-helix protein 40-like
Exons: 5
Coding region: 292-1575 (427 amino acids)
Biological process (GO): anterior/posterior pattern specification; regulation of transcription by RNA polymerase II; circadian regulation of gene expression
Cellular component (GO): nucleus
Molecular function (GO): RNA polymerase II cis-regulatory region sequence-specific DNA binding; DNA-binding transcription factor activity, RNA polymerase II-specific; protein dimerization activity
Source: RefSeq, a predicted model, not a curated record
AGAGGGUUGCCUUCCUUCAGCGGCGGGACCACGGCGUGGAAAUCGCAAGGACUAACUUGAAACAAUUCUCAAACCUAAGAAAAAAAAACCUUUACAUGAAUUAGCCUCGUGUUGAAUUAUGACAAAUCUGUUAAAAUUUUGAGCUUUUUUUUUUUUUUUUUUUUAAGCAUUUUGGUGCAUCUCACAAACCGCAACAAUUUUUUUUCAACACGCUUAAAUAAAUGCGUGUUUUUUUGUGACUGCAUUGGAAAAGUACCUCGACUUUGACUGCGUAACUGGAGUAAAAAAAGAAUGGAACGAAUUCCAAGCGCGCAGCCACCUCCUCUGUCCAAACACCAGGCUGAUCUGUCAGACGUGCAGGGGAUGGAUUUCCCGAUGUAUGUUUAUAAACCCAGGCGGGGAAUGAAGAGAGGAGAGGACAGCAAGGAAACCUACAAGCUGCCUCACAGACUUAUUGAGAAGAAAAGGCGUGACCGGAUAAACGAGUGCAUCGCGCAGUUGAAAGAUUUAUUACCAGAGCACCUGAAACUCACGACUCUGGGCCAUCUGGAGAAAGCUGUGGUUUUAGAGCUGACGCUCAAACAUGUGAAAGCCCUCACCUCUCUUCUGGAGCAACAGCAGCAGAAGAUCCUCGCUCUGCAGAAUGGCAUUGAAAUUGAGCAGCCUCCUGUCAGCCAGGAGAAGUCAGAGGAGAUGUUCCGUUCUGGCUUCCACAUGUGUGCCAAGGAGAUUCUUCAGUAUCUAGCCAGUCAUGAGACUGAAGGAGACUUCACGCCGUCCCAUGUGAUCAAUCACCUUCACAAGUUAGCUGCGGAGGUGCUGCAAAAUCCAGUCCGACCCCGCACCCCUCUCAGCCCCCGACACGAGGAAAAAAUCCCUACCUACCACCAACCUCACAAGGAGAUGCACACCAGCUUACCCCCUAAACCCAGCGAGGGCUAUGGGAGGAACUGUGUGCCUGUCAUCCAGCGGGCGUACGCUCCGCCGAGUAGUGAGCAGAGUGGCAGUGAUACGGAUACAGACAGCGGCUACGGGGGAGAGCUGGAGAAGAAUGAAUCAGGGGCACCACAGGGGCGCCCAGAUUAUUACGGCCAGGAGAGCCAGCUGAAGCGAGCGCUGGGAGAGCGGCAGAGCUCCAGCAUCAAGCAGGAAGAUGAUGAGCCGCGCCACAAACGACCCCGGGUGGAGUCGUCUGAAGAUGAGCUGCUGUCAGGUGGAGAGUCGUCAACUUCGUCGUCCUCUAGCGGUUAUGGUAGUUACAUGAGCGUAUCCCCCAACCAUCCACCUCCUCCACAUCCCCUCUGCAUGCCUUUCUACCUCAUUCCACCCUCUGCUGCAGCCUACCUGCCAAUGCUGGAGAAAUGCUGGUACCCCGGAGCCAUGCCCAUGCUCUACUCUGGCGUUGGAGGCUCCGCACCCGCCAUGUCCAGUGAAAGACCGCCUCCACCUCAGCUAGUGUUGUCUCCCAGGGGAGGCUCCCCGGCCCCAGCCAUAUCUCAGACCCCCAUGGACUCCCCUGCCCUCCUUCAGGCACUAAAGCAGGUACCACCCCUCAACCUGGAAACCAAAGACUGAGAGAUGAGAUGAACAGAUGAACAGAUGAUCCUGUUCUAGUACCUAGGAGCAGAGACAGUAGAAAACUGAGCCGUUCCAUAAACCAUCCUCAUUCCUCUCCUCUGCCCUGCAGCCUGGAGGUCAAACAGCAAAUCAGAGGACUUGUAGAAAUGAUCAAGGACAGAUAGAGGGAGGGGGAGGGGGGGCGGCAUCCAUCCACACUUGGAUGAUGCAAAGCUCUGGAUGAAUGUUCAAUGCUCAGUCAUAUUACUCAGUGCAAAUGUAUCAUAUGAACUGGACCUGCCCUGCAUACAAACACACACACACAGACACACACACACACACACACACACACACACUUGGUUGAAUGUAAAGAAAGUAAUGUUCUAGAUGCUGCUGUUAAAGUAUAAACGCCGAUGACACUGAUGCAUCUCACUUGUAGCUGUUGCGAUAGAGACAUGCCAUCUUUGUACUCUAGAAAUCAUUGCACCAAAUGUUUAGUGGUAAUAUUUCACCCAAAGUUUGACGCCUAUGUCCUGUAGGUCACCAUUAUCUUCACUGAAAAUGCCCUUUGAACCAGACACUAUGAUGACCGACAUCAUAAUAAUACAAGGGUUCCCUUAGGUGUGUACAGACAAGAGUAAGGAUACACCCAAAGCGCGGAUGAAGGAAUGGGCCACCACAUGACCACACUGAAUGAGAAGUCUUGUUUUUCAUUGACUAACAGACAGAUGAGAUGGAGUUUCUGUAAUUAUUGUUCAUAGACUUCUUGUACAUUUCUAUUUUUGAUACCUGUUCUCCCACUCUGUCCAUCUGGAGAGAUAGAAAGAGGGAAGAGUGUGGACAAAUGUACGUUGUGUACUCAGAAACUGUGUACAUACUGUAGCACUGUGCUGGACCUGGUCUGCAUACUCAACAUCUGUUUCUGCUCAAGUCAAACCUGGUGUUUGUUCUUGCUGUUGCCUUUUACUUGUGAAAAGCUGAUAAAUCUCAGAUGUUCAUUCUCUGUACUGCGUAUGAAUACUGGAGUCAAAGGAGCGAUGAGGAGAGAAGUGAAUGUAAAAGUUUUACCAGAAGACUAGUUUUCUAUAGAAAGAGGUACUUGAGAUUUUAUAUUUUGGGACCUACAUGAAAGAUGUUUGAUGUACAUAUUUUGUCUAUAAAUGUUGAUAUACAUUAUAUAAGUGUAUUAAUAAAGUAUUUUUUUCCCGUGGAAA